This is a messenger RNA of Oryzias latipes (Japanese medaka), 3235 nucleotides long. RefSeq names its product transmembrane protein 184B. The record is from RefSeq and is a predicted model, not a curated record. Lineage: Eukaryota; Metazoa; Chordata; Actinopteri; Beloniformes; Adrianichthyidae.
GCACGCAUGCGCACUGAGUUACGACUAGCGGCUGCUGUUGACAUACGGCUGGUGAUGUGAGAAAUAACGGUCUGCGGCACACCAGCUUUAGAGUUGAAAUAGCUGCAUUAUACCCGUUUUAAAUGCCGUUUUAAAAUCGCAUUUUUUAGGUAUUGGCUAGUAAUAUUUUUCUUUUUAAUUUGCCAAUGGAAGUCGGUGGGCAAAACGUUGAUUAGCAAGGGUUGCUAAUAAGCUAGCUAGCAGCGUGUCGUAGCUAAGGCACGGCUCAGCUGCUCACACUUCAAAGGGGCCAAGUUUCCGGGGGCGUUAAAGGAAAAUGCGGUGAUUCGAUACGUGGCUGGAUGCUGUUGUUUUUCGUAUCGACUAAAUUGAUGUAUGGACUGAAAGAACCGAACAAGAGAUGAGUCAGCUUUGGUGGCGAGAAAAGCGCCUCUCUGAGGAUUUGGGGAAUGGCUCCCCCAACGGCCUCCCUUCCUCCGCCGCCCCACCAAUAUCCAACGCGUCUUUGGCCCCCGAAACCCCCCUGGUCACACCGGAAGAGCCUUUUUUCCUCAUGACCUCCACUGCGCAAACCAUAUCAGGGUUUUUUGUGUGGACAGCCCUGCUGAUCACAUGUCACCAGAUCUACAUGCACCUGCGUUACUAUAGCUCUCCCAACGAGCAGAGACACAUAGUCCGGAUCCUUUUCAUUGUCCCCAUCUACGCCUUCGACUCAUGGCUCAGCCUCCUCUUCUUCACCAACGAGGAGUAUUACGUGUACUUUGACACAGUCCGAGACUGCUAUGAGGCCUUUGUCAUCUACAACUUCCUGAGUCUGUGUUACGAGUAUCUAGGAGGAGAGAGCGCCAUCAUGGCAGAAAUCCGAGGGAAACCUAUCGAGUCGAGCUGCAUGUAUGGAACCUGCUGUCUGUGGGGUAAAACCUACUCCAUCGGUUUCCUCCGGUUUUGCAAACAGGCCACUCUGCAGUUCUGUGUGGUGAAGCCCCUGAUGGCAAUGAUGACCGUCAUUCUCCAGGCCUUUGGAAAGUACAAAGAUGGAGACUUCAACGUGGCGAGUGGGUACCUGUACGUCACAAUCAUCUACAACAUCUCUGUCAGUCUGUCGCUCUACGCACUCUUCCUCUUCUACUUCGCUACACGUGAGCUGCUGGUUCCAUACAAUCCAGUGCUCAAGUUCUUCAUGGUCAAGUCAGUCAUCUUUCUCUCCUUCUGGCAGGGAAUGCUGCUGGCCAUCCUUGAAAAAUGUGGAGCGAUUCCUCAGAUCAACUCUGCAAACUUCUCAGUCGGUGAGGGAACCGUUGCUGCCGGUUACCAGAACUUCAUCAUCUGCAUCGAGAUGUUCUUUGCUGCUGUGGCCUUGCGCCAUGCGUUCACUUACAAGGUUUACAUGGAUAAACGGCUGGACUCGUACGGCUCAUUUUCUAACUAUGGACAGUACGGUCGCUGUGCUCCAAUGAAGAGUAUUUCCAGCAGCCUGAAAGAAACCAUGAAUCCAGGUGACAUGGUCCAGGACGCCAUCCAUAAUUUCUCUCCGGCAUAUCAGCAGUACACCCAGCAGUCCACGCUGGAGCGAGGUGGGGGGCCGCCCCUGUCCCGCAGCCACAGUAACCUCAGCACCCGCGGAGACAACGAAAAGACGCUUCUGCUCAGCUCUGAUGACGAGUUCUGAGCCCCAAAACCUUCUGAUGCUCGUCUCACCUCUACAAUUUGAACUAAGUCUAUGCCUGUUGAGACAAAUUCCUAUUUUUAGCCUUAACAUGGAAGGUGAAAUGAUGUUUAGAAAUCAACAGCAACAUGUAAGGGAGGAUGCUCAAAGGGGGUCAAACUCAAGAGCGUAAAGCUGGGUGUUGUUCUGAUGUCAUUGCAGUGAUGAUUGUUUCCAUUUGCCGAGUGUGAAUCAGAGCAAAUAUCCACGCCUGCGUUUCACACCUUAAAUGUGCACUUUAGAAGGUAUGGCAGAAAAUGGGUCACUUAGAAGGCUGAGAGGAUAAAAAGUGCCAUUUUUGAACUGAAACAUGCGGCUUUCUCCAUUCUUUAGUUUUACUUUGACUCUGAUUGCCAAAAAGAGGGAACAGAAGCCAGCAUCUCACUGUGGUCCAGUUCAGAUUGCUUUAUAAGAUUUUGAAUUUUGUUGUAUAAUCCUACAGUGAUGUCAUUUUAACACUAGUUUGCUGGAAAAGAUUCUAUAAAUGUUAAAUAUACCGUAUAUUUUGUCAUUAGUGUGGGCCGUAAGCGUAAUAGUGAGUGCAGCUGCUGGUCUGCCUCUUGUGAUGUUUGGUUUUUGGAGCACUGAAGCAACAGCUGGGCUAGAGAUUUUUUUUUUUUUUUUUUGCGUGGGCAGAAGGACCAACGAAUAAAUACACUCACGCAGAUUACAGAAGAAAGGACGCUCCCGCCAGAGCCGGCCCUGCUGGGAUGUGCCGUGGAUUAUAACCUCGUCAUUAAUGGCAUUACGUGCUGUCCGGGUCAGGCCUGCCUCUGGUGGUGCUGCUUGUAACAACACUAUUGCUGCAGUGUUUGUGAAAGAUGUCAAUCAUUACAACAACAACAAAAGUUUUCUUUUGGGCAAAAUCCAAACAAUUUGACUAUCUGGCUAUAGUUAGCCACUGCAGAUCAACACUACUGGAGUUGUUGUGAAGAAAGAAUGUAUCAAAGAUGAGAAAUUAAGAGCCAAAAUGGGGUCCGUUAACGUGGCAUUAAGUUAGCAGCAUGGUGAGAACAUGUAUCUGGUUUAGUUUGCAGUUGAAGCUUAACUCGUAUCUGUAGUGCUCUAAAUGUCAGUCUCUCCACAGGUCUUAUCUGCUGUCUCUGUGGGGCUUCACUUAAAGUCAGGGGGUUGAGAACAUUAAUAAAUGAACACGUAAAUGGUUCUAGUAAAGCAUAGCAAUUUAUUACCUUCAGCACAUCAAACAAACUCAACCUCCUGCAAACAAAACCUCAUUUAAAUUAGUGCUUUAACAUAGAACAACUCCUGCAGCUAUACGAAUAAAGAUUGCAUUACAUAGCAUUAACAGAGCACUGUGAAUUAUUCACAGAAAUGCCAAGCAUGGUAUUGUUUGGUAUGGUUUUUAAUAUUUUUGUGUUUUAAUAUUUUUAUUUGAAAAAAAUGCACCUGUUCUGUUUUAUUUUUGCUGUAUCCUUUUUACAAUGUUAAUUCAAAAUAUAUGGUGUUUUAAUGCUGAAUAGAUUUUUAUUGGUGUUGCAAAGUAAAUAAAAGAUCAGUUGAGGAAAAAAA